Messenger RNA from Schistocerca nitens (vagrant locust), 7847 nucleotides. RefSeq names its product TBC1 domain family member 20. The transcript is spliced from 8 exons. Gene Ontology annotation, biological process: positive regulation of GTPase activity; endoplasmic reticulum to Golgi vesicle-mediated transport. NCBI's taxonomy places the organism in Eukaryota, Metazoa, Arthropoda, Insecta, Orthoptera, Acrididae. Bases 255 to 1622 code for a protein of 455 amino acids. Gene Ontology annotation, molecular function: GTPase activator activity. The record is from RefSeq and is a predicted model, not a curated record. Gene Ontology annotation, cellular component: endoplasmic reticulum membrane.
CAUUUGACAUGUUGUUGUUAUUAUUUGGCUUAUGUAAUUUAGAAAAUGUACAACUUACUACGAAUGUCGGAAACCGCCUCGGUUUCUGUUUCAAUCAAUGGAAAGAAUGAAAAUUGAUGUUAUCUUUGCUGUUAUUCAUUGCAGCUUGGCAGUAAGAAGCUUAUUUUGUUGUUCUGUGUAGCCACUGUCUUAUCGCAAAUCAACGUGCCUUGGGUAGAUUCCUAGACAGAAGAUCAUGAGGAAGGUUUCUAAAUAUGUCACAAGAAAUAGAUGUUAACCCUCCGGUGGCAAGCGAGGAUCAUGCUGACAAUGACAACGAUCAAGAAAAUGUUUCAAACGAGGUUGAUGACAACUUAGUCGUUCCAACGAGCGUUAGUGGUGCAGUUGAUGAACAAACUGCGAAUGAAGACGGCGAACCUGUGCCAGUUGAUGAACAAACUACGAAUGAAGACGACAACCAUGUGCAGGAUAUUGUCCCCGGUGACGAUGUGGAGCAGGAACUUACAUUCGAAGAAGUUCCUGUUUCACCUGUUAUGCAAGAGAAAAUUAAGAGAAUUGAAGCUGUUUUUGAGACAUCACGUGAUCCUAAAAGUCUAAAACAGUUUGCUUUGUCUGAAGGCGGUCUUGUCACUGAUGAAAUUCGAAGAAAAGUUUGGCCAAUACUUGUCGGAAUUGAUGCACCAUCAGAUACUGAACUUCCCAGCCAAGCUGAAUUAGAAAGUCAUGCGGAAUAUCAGCAAGUAGUGCUGGAUGUUAAUAGAUCUCUCAAAAGAUUUCCACCAGGUAUUCCAUAUGAACAGAGAGUGGCUUUGCAAGACCAAUUAACAAGGCUUAUACUGAGGGUAAUAAUCAGAUAUCCUCAUUUGCGGUACUACCAGGGUUAUCAUGAUGUUGCAGUGACAUUCCUUCUUGUUGUGGGAGAAUCUAUUGCAUUUAAAAUAAUGGAGAAGCUCUCUACUACUCACCUCAAAGAUUGUAUGGCAGCAACUAUGGAAAAAACUUCCUAUUUGCUCAAUUAUAUAUAUCCUCUAAUCCAGAGGUUGCACCCGUCACUAUGUGAUUAUUUGGAGAGGUCAGAAGUAGGAACAAUGUUUUGCUUGCCUUGGUUUCUAACUUGGUAUGGCCACAAUUUAAAUAAAUAUCAAGAUGUGGUUCGGCUGUAUGAUUUCUUCCUCGCAUCACCACCACUAACACCAUUAUAUCUGGCAGCAGAGAUUGUAGUAUAUCGGCAAGAUGAGAUAUUUGCAGUGGACUGUGACAUGCCCAGUAUCCACUCACUUUUGUCACAGAUUCCAGAUGAUUUACCAUUUGAAGAACUAUUAAAAAAGACAAGUGACCUAUAUCUACAGUACCCACCAGAAAGUAUUGAAGCAGAAGUUUCUGAGAGGUCACGUAGAGAGUCGAGACCAAGGAGAUCUGUUGUUCCACAAAGACCUUUGCCACCACAACAGUUCAGCACGCUCUGGAGGUGGUUGGAGUGGAGUGGAGUAGUUCAUCAAGGAGCACCUCGCCGAAAAUUCACAAUGCUUGUUGUUCCAGUUGUUACCACAUUAGUUGUCAUUUACGCCUAUUGUAAAGCAGCUGAGGCAUACACUUUUGAUCUCGUCACAUCAAUAAGAUAGUAAAAGUAGAAUCAAGGACAACUGAAACUAUAUACAGUGUUAGAUUCCUUACAGAUUAUUUGUUGGGCAUUUUAGCAGAAUCAUGCCUUUUACCCGUGCAAUACUCCAACAAUACUGUUUUUCAAUGUUACAGUCAUUGUACCUGAUGGCAUGAUCUGCAUCUGUGGGUUGCUAGAACAUUAAUGUAUUCUGACAGAUGGUAUAUAUGGUGCUAAACAUAGAGUACCGUGAUUGAUGCUAGUGAAAUGAAUUAACAGGCACGUUUGUGUGCUGAGGCUACAUUCGUAUCAAACUUGUCAACAUAUAUAAAGAGCAACAUAUUUUUCAAUAAUUAUAGGGUGUAAAGAAUAUUUGUGAGAUUUGUGAGAAAUACAGAAAUGUCUUUACUUGAGAGUGUUGCAUCAGUUUAAUAGAAUGUGCAAAUAGUCUGCCUGAAAAAGGCCCCAAUAGUUCAGAAAGAAUGCUAAUAUUUUUAUAUGAUUCCUUUAGCAAUAUAUGUCACUACUGUGUUUCUUUUGUGAUCAGGGACUACUGUACAGCUAUAGUUAUGAUUGAUUCCUCAAAAAAUUAUAUGUUCUGCACAUGUUCAACCCUACAACAGUGGUUUGGACACAGAUCUGAAGAAUGAUGAAACUCGAACUUCAAAUGAUGGAUACUGCAUUUAUCUGCUUUUGUAAAACAGUAGAGGACUGAAGAAAUAAGCAUAUAUCAUGAUUGUUACAUAAUACUUGUUGAUAUAUACACAUGCAGACCAGUGCCCAUAUGUUUCACAAUUGCGAAAUAACGUGUUCACAGUAUGUGGCUUUUGUCAUUACGAUACUGCAGAUUUGUACUGUACUUGUUUCCAAGUAAAAAGUUGAGCCUUCAGUAACAGCAAACAUUAGAAAGUAAUGACUUAAUGAGUGACUAUAAUGCACAUUCAAAAACGCCACACUACUUAACAAAUGAAGCAAAGUUUUGAUUGACAGUGAAGUUUGGAAAUAUACAUUCCUUGGUGUGGUAUCUUUGAUCAUGAAAGAUCUGUAUUACUACCAGUUGCCUCAUAUUAUUAAAAAGAAAACUUGCUUAUGUUCAUUAAGGGUCUAAAAGUUUUCCACCAUAAUUUCCAUAAUAGGUACUGUUAAAAUUAACAGAAUUGUGAAGACUGAUUAGUUACUGUUUUUCUAUUGAUAUUGCUUUAAUCAAAUGAUUAUGCAUAGAAAGAAAUUACCGUCUGCAAUGGCACUAAGCCACAUUUAUCAGGUGCUUUGAAUGUUUCUGAACGUGUAUGUCAGUUUAUGCCAAUUGUGUUUUAUUUAUUCCUAUACAAAUACUUAAUUCGGUGCAAGGAGUAAGCAUUGAGAUAAACAACAUACUUGUGAAGACUGGCUCAAGUUACUAUCCUCUUCUAAUUUCAUGCAGUAAUUUCUAUACCAUUACAAGUGUCUGUUCCUGUAACUUCAGUGCACAUCAUCAUUAGAACCAUUACUUAUGUAUCUGAAAGUGAUGAAUUUACUUCUAGACUAUGAAGUAAACCAAAAUAAUAGUAGUUUAGAGAAUGAAAAUGUUUUUAAACAAAUAUGGCUUUUAAUCAUAGGAUGAUUAUUUUUUCUUAUAGUAUUCCCAUCCACAUUAUAACUUACAGUCCUAUUUUGAACAACGUAUCAAUUUGGUCCUGUGGCACCUAUGUAUUGCAUUUUACCUUCAGUUUCAUUUGAUAUCUCAAUCAACAGCAGAGUUUUGAAUAGUCAGUACAUUAUGCUGGAACUUUCAGUGGCUGUCAACAGAUUUCUGAAAGCAGAAGCAUAGAGAUUGUUUCAGGCAGAAUUUAUAUCUGUGUAGAGAAUAUUGAUUUGUCUCUCUGCCCAUUCAGUGAUUAUAAAUAUACUGUUACAUUUCUUUUAAGGCCAUUUGCAAACUAAGUAGUGCCUGUUUUUACAUUUUCAUAUUAUUAUUAUUAUUAUUGUUGUUAUUGUUUGUUACUUCAUGCUUUUCUUGUUGAAGACACUAUUUCAUGACACUUGGCUGUAUUAUUACAAUUUUUAUCCCCCCCCCCUCCCCCCUUACCACUUUUUUUAAGAACACUGAGUAUUAAUUGUGUUAAAGACCUGGAGGAGAUAGAAAAUUGUCAGAAAUUGGACACAAUGUAUAGCUUUUGAAUGAUUUUUGAUGUUUGCUCUCUUGUGAAAUAACAAAAAAAUAGCAUGCGUAUGUAAAGCUGAAAUUGUGGAAAAAAUUGUCUGUCAGCAAGAGACACAAGAGACACCAAUAAUAUUACUGUAUUAGAUGUUGAAGUGACAUAAUUCAUGCUCUGUGGACAAACACUGCUUCUUGUUAAGAAAUCAUGUACCUGCAGACCUCACUUCAUUCAUGAUGUAAUAUAUCAAUGAAAAUAAUCAGUUUUUGGAAAUAUAAGUAACUGAACAGACAAAAGUUUAUUAAACCGGUGGCAGCAGGAGAGUACACGCAUAAAAGGCAUUACAGUUUGCUGGUUUUCAGAGCCAGUGGGUCCUUCUUCUGGCAGAAGGGUUGAAGGGAAAGGAAGAGGGGUGAUGGAAAAGGGCUGGUGAGUUUUAGAAAAAGUCAUCCACAUCCCUGGGUCAGGGGAGACUUACCAGACAGAAUGAGAAGGAAAGACCAAUUGUUGGGGACUGCUUUGGAUGAGAUUUGAAAAUCUCAGAGCUUAAAGGUGGAAGAUAGGAUAAUAUGCAAGGCAGAAAUUAGUGUUAAAACAUCUUUCAUGAGUUAAUAAGAGUAAAGAUCUAAGUGCAUUACAUGUGAUAAAGAUGGGAGGGGACAGUGCAAAAUAAACAGGGCAGAAAAUGAAAGAUGUAGAAAACUAAAAGGGAAUGAAGAAAGGAAUAGUUACUGUGAAGAAAUGCUGAUACUGAGGAAGUAAUAUCUGUCUUACGUAUUGCCCUAUCUCCCACCUUAAAAUUCCCAGAUUUUCAAAUCUCAUACACAGUCCCCAACAAUCAGUUUUUCCUUCCCAUCCCAUCCAGUAAGUCUCCCCUGAUAGCAAACUGUAAUACCUUUUAUACGUAUUUUCUCCUGUCACCACUUGGUGAGUAGAUUUUUUUUAUCUAUUUGAUUACUUAUAUUCAUUGAUGGUGUAUUUUGUUUUGGUUUAGUGUUUCUUUGAUUUGACUUAAAUCUUGGAUGCUGGACCAACAAAACUGUCUUUUUUUCUGAAGACUGCACAGUACUGCUAUCAGUAAUUGUGAUCUGUUUAAAAUUAUAAGUUUUUAUCUAAAUUUUGCUCAUAAAAUUCUUGUAACUUAUCCAUGUUACUUUAGAAGACUGUUUCACACAUGUACUUGCUUUCAUUUUUUGAACAGUAGCCCACUGAAUUCAUGUGCAUUGCUAGUUAAAUAACAGAGGUAAUGGUUAUAUUUUGUACAGAGGAGGAAGUAGUGUUGUACUGCUAAUUAUACUGCUGGUUGGGUAUUUGCCUUUUAAGCUACAACACUCCAACAAGAUUUAAAGUACUGCUUAUUUCGGUCCAUGUGAAAAUUCUGGUUUUCUUUUGUUUACUCAUCCUUCUGAACAGUAUUCACAUGCAAGAACGAACUUCGUCUUUCAUGAUUUCUCAAAUGUCUUUUAUGUGCACGUAAUAUGCUUGCCAUUCCCUGCCACUUCUCCUGGUUUCUGUAUUACUGUUUAAUAUUAAAUCAGAAUGAGGGGGAGACAUAUGCAGUUGAGAAUUAAAAACAGUCAGCAUUUUAUAUAGAAUUUGCACUGAGAGAGAAAAAAGUUCACUCACUAAAAAAUUAUGAGUUUAUUUGCUCUAAUUAUAAAUUUCUGUUGCAACAUCAUUAUCGGGACUGAAUAUGCACUGGCAAAAGAAAGAAGUAAAGAAUAUGAAACAUAGUUCAGGACAGUGAAAUGUUUAACUUCACAAUUGAAAUAGUAUUAGCCGCAAGUGUUUAUUACUUUCUGCAAAUUAUUUGGUUCCAAAGCUUUAUGAUGACCCAAUAAUUUACAAGUGUGAUAAAUGGGAAUUUAAUGACUAAAUAUUUCCUUUUAUUCUUUCAAAGGAUUACAUGAUGUUUCACUUAUUCCAGUUUUUUUGUUGUGAACUGCUGCUAUAACUGGAUAAGAAAUUUAGACAUUCUAAAAAGAAGUUAUUAAUAACGAAACAUUAACAAAUGGUAAAACAAGAGAUUAUUCCCCAUAUACUUUCUUCUUUUAAUCAAAAUAGCUGAAAUAUUGUGGUCUCUGUAGGGAGAACCCUAACAUAUUUAUGAUUUUGUGGAUUAUCAGGUGUACAAGUAUGAAAUGUGAAUUUUUUGUCAAAAAAAAAAAAAAGUUAAAUUUAGAAGAAUGGUAAGUAGUGCUUUAUUCAAAGUAUGCUUCAUCAUUUGUUACACAUUUUUCCCCAUCUUUCAGGCCAUGGUGACUGCCACGCCAGUAAAAUUUUUCCCCUUUUGCUGCAACCCUUUCGUCGAGCCAUUUUUUUUCACACCUUCAUAUGAACCAAACCACUGCUCAGCAUCUGUGUGACCCAUCGAUGCACACAAAUGGUAAUCAGGAGCAGCCAAGUCUGGUGAGUAAGCUGCAUGGAGUAGAACUUCCCAGACAAGUACUUCCAGCGUGUCGCAAACCAGUUUUGCUGUAUGUGAAGGACCAGUGGCAGGAAGAAAAUUACUUUGUGUUGCCUCUUAGGCUAUUGUGACAUUUUUUUUUUCAAGCAGCAAAUGGUUCAUAUAAGUCCAUUGUUGUUGGUAACAUCUAGUAUUAACAGUUUUGCCAGGCUUCAACAGCUUAUAAUAGACUGUGCCCCUCUGGUCCAACCAAACACAGAGUAUCGCCUUCUUGCCAAAGUGAUUCAGGCUUGCGAGAAAUGUGGAUGGUAUGCUUGGGUCUAAUCACGAUUUUUGCACUUGAGCUUUUCAAAAUAAAUCCACUUUUCAUCCCUGUAACUAUACACUGCAAAAAUAACUUCCUUUUGUAUCAAGGGAGCAAAAUCUCAAGUGUUUUUGUGCUUUUCCAUUUGCCUGUCAUUCAACUCAGGUGGUACCCAUUUAUUGGUCUUCUGAAUCUUUCCCAUCUCUUGUAGUAGAUUGGAAACAGUUUGUUGACUAAUGCUCAAUUGCUCAGCGAGUUGUUUUUGUGCUUGCGAAUAAUCUUCGUUCGACAAUGCUUCCAAUUCCACAUCUUUGUAUUUUUUUGGCUGUUUUCCAUGUUCCUUGUUUACAACAUUGAAGCCACUAGUUUUGAAAUACCGAAACCACUGUUCACGGAUAACUUGCAAUGGAGCAUCUUCACCAUAAGCUUCUUGGAGUAAUUGGUAUGUUUCAGCAGCUGUUUUCUUUAAAUGAAAACAAAAAAUUAAUGCUGUCCAUGAAUGCUCUUUGUUAGAUAUAAAUAUUAACAUAUUGAACACAACACUGUACACGUACUUUUCCAGUGUCAUGUCUGAUGCAUAAUAACACAGUAAAAUGACACGUGUCAAAUCUUUAUAGCACAAGUUGCAUUGAUGCUACAUCUGUUGUCUGAAAUCCGCAUUUCAUACUUGUACAUCUGGUACAUUUCAGAGUGCAGUCAUUUUACUGUUGCAUUGUCAGUUCAUAACAUAUUGUACAAGAUAGAAGUGGAGUAAAUUUUGUCCUUAUUUGACAAUGUAUCUGGCAUUUUAAUUGAGAAGAUCAAUAGUUAAUUCAGACACUCUGCAUUAUUUCAACAGCAAACUGAAUAACAUUAUUUCCAUGUGUAUAUAACCCAAGAACAAACUGUGUAAAAAGUUAAUACAUUCUCUCUCUUUGCUUACAUGGCAUAUCCCAAUUAAAUCUGAUCAUUAUAUUUUUUGUUUUUAAAGCUUGUUUCUCUACAUUUCUUAUCGAAAACUUGAAUUCAUUAUUUUAUGCAAUUAAAGCCAUUCUAGUCAUUUACCAUAAGGGUUUCAGGUAGUUUUGUUACUGUGAUUUUUCUGUUAAUUAAACUAUAAUAAUCAGAUUUUUAGAAUAUCGGCAGUGGAAGUCUGGAAUUUGUUUAAUUCAAAUAUUAUAAUUUGUGGUUACUUUUUCAUAUCACAUACAUGAUGGCACAUGUGAUAUUUUGGUUUAUACAUUAGAAAGACCAGUAUGAAACACUUACUGAUGUAUGAUAUGAGUAAGAAAUAAGUUCUGCAGUGAUCCUGUGUUCUGCUUGGUGUUGGCUGUUAAAAUUCAUGACAGAUUUUGUAAUUUUAAAUGUGACAGUAUAAAUAAUUUGCUUUUUCUAGUAAAAUGAAUAUUUUACACUGUU